AAACAUGGCAACUAGAUCAGGAUGUGGUAGCAAACCAGGCAACAAAGGUCGGCCUACUCGCAAAGAUCAAUCAAUCGAUGUAACGACAUCAAACCAUGAAGGAAAUGGAAAUCGACUUAAUCGCAAGGAUAAGUCAAUUGAUGAAACACCAACAAACCUACAACUAUUGGAUUCCAAGAAAAACAGAAAUUUUGCUCAGCCUCACUACGCCAUAAGAAUGCCAGACAAUCCCGGCAAGCGAAGAAUAGAAGAAAAAUACUAUGAACUGACUGGAGAUAGGAUUGUUUUCGAGCCAGAGAUGAGAAAUAGGUUAGAAUAUAUGCGUCAGUUGCGACAACAUUACAAUAUGUUAGUCAACCGUACUGGUGUUCGAGUUAAUCCUACGACAGAACGGAUAGAGAUGCCUAAACCAUGGUGGGAUGAUCGAAUUGCGGAGGCUGGAAAAAAUGGAAAAUAUGUCCAAGUGUUGCAAAGCAAACCUCUUCCUUUUAAAGAGCUACUCGAUCAAAUUUAUGGUGAACAUGAUCUGGAUCAGGAUGAGCGUUAUUCGCCAUUCAUGCUCGGUGAACAUAUUCAACAAACGGAAGCUGAGGGAGAUAGUGAUGAUGGAACAACAGUGGGUGAAACAGCAGAAGAAAAUGGAAUCCAAACUCCUUUUGACUCAACUAGCCUUAGAGCUUCAGAUGAUGAAAUUCCCACUAGAGAGCUAGUACAACGCUCCCCACCUCGUGCAAAUAGAUCGAGUCUACGUGUUCACAGUACAUCUACCAAACGUACGAAUAGAAAAAGAGUCAAUUUCGAGACACAAAUCCAAAGUGGAUUUCAACGUAUGGAAGAGUCUUGCACAAGUUUACUAGAUAAGGCAAAUUUUGGUGAUGCUUUGGCUCUACUUGAAGCAUUAGAAGUUGAACCGAUGGGAAGAUUUUGGUGGGCUGCAAAUAGAUUGCUGAUGAAUGACGGGGAAAUCCAUGACGGAUUUAUGAAAUUACGAAGUGAAGAUAAUAAAAUUAGGUUCUUGGAGAGGCUAAGUGGUAUUGAUAGAUACGGUGAUCCAUGCCAAAUCAUCAACUUAAGAGAGACCUGCAACAUUCCAACGUCUUCUCUCCCAAUGUCUGAAUCCCAAAUGGCUGGAUUUAACACUAGUGCUUCAACAAGUUUUGGUCUGGGAUUAGAAAUGUUUGAAUCAAGAUCUUCUGAGAGUAGUUUUUCAUCUUUGCUUAGGGUUCUUGGAUCUAACUCGUUAGGCUUAACCUCUGGUUCUAGAGCUAGUUUAUUGAUAUUAAUGGAAGAAGAUGAGAUAUUGCAAGCUUACCUUUCCCAUGCGAUGGACUACUAUUGUAAAUUUUUCUGCAAAGAACCAAUUAAUCAAGAAAAGGGUGGAGGAUGGCGUAUGAUCCGAAAUCAGAUUUAUGAAAAAGAAAGUUCAUGUCGGACGUUAGUGCGGAUGAGCAGAGAGGCAUUUACACAUCUGUGUAGGCUACUGAAAGGCAGGUAUGGCUUACAAGACACACAUAGCAUAUGUGUAGAUGAGAGCGUUGCAAUCUUCCUUAUUCUUUGUGGGCAAAAUGAUACUCAAUAUGAUCUUGGUUUAGGAUUUGGACACGCACAAGAGACGAUAGGUCGGAAAUUUCAUGAAGUACUUGGAGCAAUGGAACGAAUGGCUGUGGAUUAUUUACGACCACAAAGCACUGAAGCUGGAACUUAUAUGAGAAUCAUUCAUGAUCAAAUUGCAAAGGACAUUUGGAUUAAAAAAACAUUUUAU
Thlaspi arvense is the source of this 1762-nucleotide messenger RNA. Lineage: Eukaryota; Viridiplantae; Streptophyta; Magnoliopsida; Brassicales; Brassicaceae. The record is from the annotation of a GenBank genome assembly.